AUGAAGAGCUUCCCCAUGGCUCCCCCUGUUCUCCUAGUUUUCAUCCUGAGUGUCCACCUCGGAGUUGCCACACGUGGCAUUGAUGUGGCCAAGUACUGCUGCUUGCAAUUCAGCCAAAAGACCCUUCCGUGGAGCAGGGUGCAAAGCUAUGAAUUCACUAAGAACAGCUGCUCCCAGAAGGCUGUGAUAUUCACUACCAAAAAAGGCCGGAAAAUCUGUGCACAGCCAAAGGAAAAAUGGGUGGAAAAAUAUAUUUCAUUACUGAAAGCUCAACAAAAAUUGUGACUGCUGAAUUUUCAGCCCAAGGACACCCGGACCCUCUCUUGGCCCAGGGACACCCGGACCCUCUCUUGCCCCUACUGUCCUUGGCAGAGCCUGGAGUUUUC
Molecule: messenger RNA, 386 nt
Organism: Miniopterus natalensis
Lineage: Eukaryota; Metazoa; Chordata; Mammalia; Chiroptera; Miniopteridae
Product: C-C motif chemokine 26
Biological process (GO): inflammatory response; positive regulation of GTPase activity; eosinophil chemotaxis
Cellular component (GO): extracellular region
Molecular function (GO): chemokine activity; CCR chemokine receptor binding
Source: RefSeq, a predicted model, not a curated record